AUGUCUCUCAUUCGCGUUUUACCAGGUCUGUGCGGCGGCGUUCAUAGUGGUUUGGCGCGCCGAAUUCGACGCACAUUAACGGAUCGCAAUGCGGAAGCGCAAACCAACAAGCUGGUUUGUAUCGGCGACAAAGCACGGUCGAUGCUCAGGUCAACCCACUCCGAACAUAUGCUACUGUCUGUGAAACAGAUUGGUCGCGUAAGUCCAGUAUUCAAGGAUGCUUCUACUGUAGCUAAUGCUAUUGCCGAAUCCGGAUUUCCUUACGACAUGGCUGAAAUCUAUUACAACAAGUACCAUAGCCCUGUUAAGUACGAAAUUACUACCUUACCUGUCUUCAACAAAUACGGUAUUGAGAUGGCGCCAAACAUAAAUGCCUUCGACGAUAUAGAAGAAGAUCAGCUGGAGAGUUACGCUGAAUGGACACUUGCAGCUUUGCUAUAUUACGCACUAAAGCAGGGCGCCGCUUCCGAACAGUCGGCCAGAAUGUCAGCUAUGGACAAUGCCACGAAAAACGCUGCCGACAUGAUCAGGAAUUUGUCGCUGCUGUAUAACAGGACCCGGCAGGCCGUCAUUACCAGAGAGCUCAUCGAAAUUAUAUCUGGUGCUGCCGCUUUGAAAUAA
Molecule: messenger RNA, 621 nt
Organism: Parnassius apollo (apollo)
Lineage: Eukaryota; Metazoa; Arthropoda; Insecta; Lepidoptera; Papilionidae
Source: the annotation of a GenBank genome assembly